UGCCUGCUGGUCCCGCCCCCUCGGGGAAGCUGCCACUUGGAGGCGCCUGGCCGGGAAGGGCCUGGUCAGCUGUGUCCGGCGGAGGCAGCUGCUGACCCAGCUGUGGAGUGUGCCAGAGGUGGAGGAAGGGGGAGGGCAGGAGCUCUGGGCCAGCCGUGGCAGGGGCUGCAUCAUGGAUCACCUCUGGGCGCCCUUCUGGCCUGGAGUCGGCUCCCUCUGUCUCCUGCUGGCUGUGGCCGCCUGGGCUCCUCCACCCCACCGCCCGGGCCCCGAGUUUGAAAGCAAAGCGGCCCUGUUGGCGGCCCGCGGGCCGGAAGAGCUUCUGUGCUUCACCGAGCGGUUGGAGGACUUGGUAUGUUUUUGGGAGGAAGCGGCAAGCGCCGGGGUCGGCCCCGACAACUACAGCUUUUCCUACCAGCUCGAGGGUGAGUCAUGGAAGCCAUGCCGCCUGCACCAGGCGCCCGCGGCCGGUGGAGCUGUGCGCUUCUGGUGUUCGCUGCCUACGGCCGACACGUCGAGCUUCGUGCCCCUAGAGCUGCGCGUCACAGCGGCCUCCUCCGGCGCUCCACGCUACCGCCGUGUCAUCCAGAUCAACGAAGUGGUGCUUCUGGACCCCCCCGCGGGGCUGCAGGCGCGGCGGUCGGACGAAGGCAGCCACGUGAUACUGCGCUGGCUCCCACCACCUGGGGCCCCCAUGGCGAACCUCAUCCGCUACGAAGUGAACAUCUCUGCAGGCAGCGCAGCAGGGGGCGCGCAGAGGGUGGAGAUCCUGGAUGGCCGCACUGAGUGCGUGCUGAGCAACUUGCGGGGCCGAACGCGUUACACCUUCAUGGUACGUGCGCGUAUGGCCGAGCCAAGCUUCGAUGGCUUCUGGAGCGCCUGGUCGGAGCCUGCGUCACUGCUGACGGCUAGUGACCUGGACCCCCUUAUCCUGACGCUGUCCCUCAUCCUCGUGCUCAUCCUGCUGCUGCUGGCCGUACUCGCCCUGCUCGCCCACCGCCGGACUCUGAAGCAGAAGAUCUGGCCUGGCAUUCCAAGCCCCGAGAGCGAGUUUGAGGGUCUCUUCACCACCCACAAGGGUAACUUCCAGCUGUGGCUAUACCAGAACGACGGCUGUCUGUGGUGGAGCCCCUACACCCCCUUUACAGAGGACCCAUCUGCCCCCGUGGAAGUCCUCUCUGAGCGCUGCUGGGGGGUGACACAAGCAGUGGAACCAGGGGCAAAUGCUGAGGGGCCCCUGCUGGAGCCAGUGGGCAGUGAGCAUGCCCAGGACACCUACCUGGUACUGGACAAAUGGUUGCUACCUCGGAGCCCGCCUAGCGAGGACCUUCCACAGCUUGGUGAUGGUUCGGACAUAGCAGCCAUGGAUGAAGGCUCAGAAGCAUCCUCCUGCUCAUCUACUUUGGCCCUGAAGCCAGAGGGGGCCUCGGCUGCCAGCUUUGAGUACACCAUCCUGGACCCCAGCUCUCAGCUCUUGCGCCCGAGGGCACUGCCCCCUGAGCUGCCCCCCACCCCACCUCACCUAAAGUACCUGUACGUCGUGGUGUCCGACUCUGGCAUCUCAACUGACUACAGCUCAGGGGACUCCCAGGGAGCCAAGGGGGGCUCAUCUAAUGGCCCCUACUCCAACCCUUAUGAGAACAGUCUUGUCCCAGCUCCCAAGCCAACCCCCAGCUAUAUGGCCUGCUCCUAGGACUCUAGUCCUCAGAUACUUGGGGACCCAGCAUGACCUCUAGUGCUAAUCCAGGCACAAGACUUAUUGGGCAGGGUCGGCAAGGCCUCCCUCAGGACUAGGGGCAUUGCUGA
This is a messenger RNA of Rhinolophus ferrumequinum (greater horseshoe bat), 1806 nucleotides long. RefSeq names its product erythropoietin receptor (gene EPOR). Gene Ontology annotation, molecular function: protein binding; erythropoietin receptor activity. The coding region runs from base 173 to 1693 and encodes 506 amino acids. Gene Ontology annotation, biological process: cytokine-mediated signaling pathway; hemopoiesis; positive regulation of cell population proliferation. The record is from RefSeq and is a predicted model, not a curated record. Gene Ontology annotation, cellular component: membrane; external side of plasma membrane. The transcript is spliced from 8 exons. Lineage: Eukaryota; Metazoa; Chordata; Mammalia; Chiroptera; Rhinolophidae.